AUGAAGGCUACAUUCGGCACUCUUUUCACCCUUCUCGUCGCAGCCUCUGCUGCUCCAUUCCGCGAGUCCCACCAAGUCGCGAAAUUCAGUGGCAGUCAACUUCAAAGCCUCUUGAGCGUUUUGGCUGUUCACAACGUGCAUGGCGCCCUCGAUGUUGACCAGAACAUCUCCUGCACUGUCGCCUACAGCUUGUCCCUAAGCACCACUGGACCACCAUACACCAUCGAUCUCGCCUCCCUAGACCUUUCCAACUGUACCUAUACCGGCCCCUAG
Molecule: messenger RNA, 273 nt
Organism: Penicillium waksmanii
Lineage: Eukaryota; Fungi; Ascomycota; Eurotiomycetes; Eurotiales; Aspergillaceae
Exons: 2
Coding region: 1-273 (90 amino acids)
Source: RefSeq, a predicted model, not a curated record